AUGAUGCGAAGAACGAGUUCCGUAUUAGCAGCUUUCUACGUCCUGUCGUGCUUUUCAGGUAAUUGGUUCUAUUUUUAGGGUUUACUGAUUAGUGGAAAAAAAAUGCUUUGGUAAAAUUUCUAUUUCAAUGAUGUCUGAUUUGAUUCCAAAUAUCCCGAAAAGGGUGUGGAACGCAAAAUUUAAAUGUUAUGAGGGUUUUGGAAUAAUUAGAACACAAUCUAUAAGUUUUUGUAGGUUGAAAUCAAACCUGAUGUUUAAACUUUUCAUUGGAAAUGUUUAAAAGCGACUUAUUUGUAGCACGAGGAUCCUCGAAAGAGCAGUUGCCUCAAAUUCUGCGGUACGAAGAACCGUCGGGGCAUGACUUUGUCUCUCUGAAGCGGGUACGGAGAGCUUCAGAAGCGAGGAAAGUCUUCGGACCGCGCGACGACAACGACGAGGACGACAAAAGUCCGAUGACGUGGACUGUGCCUCCGGAAAUCGCCGUCCAGAAUGAUACCGUUUGCUUUGCUCCAUUUUUAGAAAAAGAAUAACUUUUGAUUAUUACUCAUUUGCUAGCUUUUCUAUCCACUAAAGGCAUAAGGUUGGUUACAUCUAGCUUCUUAAAACACAGAAUUUUCACAAUCUUGCGAAGAGCUCUCAUAAUGAUUCUAUCCAGUAAAAGUUUUAUUUGAAAUUUUUUUUUUGAAUUUUAAACUUUUUGCAAUUAAAUACAAUUUACUUCUCUGGAAACACAUGAGCUGUAUUUUUGAGCCCAGGGGAUCGAACUUUCUAGUUUUGUAGAAAGAAGGUGGGGGCAGUUAUUUUGGUAACUUGAUUGAAGCCAAAAAUUCUUGCCCCGCUGAGAUUUUUUCUUCGUACUUUCAAUCAAUUUUUAACCGUCGGAGAUUUAUUUCAUGCUCAAAGAUGAAACGAAUGUCGAAAGCUCAAGAAAGGCUUUCACCCAAUUUUGUGGACUAUAUCGCAGCGAGAUUAACGCUAUACCGCGGGGGAGCCGCGAGCGAUAUCGCUCGUCUCUCGCUGCGGCCUCGCAAACGUCUUGCGCUAUAUCGCUCUCUGAAAAAUUUUUCUUAAAAAAAGUUUUUUUCUUGAAUUUGAUUGAUUUCAUCAUAAAAGUCAAAAAUAAAGCAAAAAAAAUGUUUUUCAAAUUUCAAAUUUUUGAGAGGGAGCGAUAUGGCAGCGAGACUUUGGCGAGAUCGCAGCGAGAAGCCUCGGCUAUAUCGCGUGCGGCCCGCUGCGAUAUUGGCAAUUAUGUUGGGUGUUGCUUUUCUUCAUUAGAACAAAAUUGCAAGCUCAGAACAACUUUCGAAAACAUUUCUAGUUAUAGCCUUGAAAAGUUGAAAAUUGUAGGUAGACCACCAAUACUACGUGAUGCACACGAUAACCAACAGCGAGGAGGAGCUGAAGAAGCACUGGGUCGACGUCGAUCGACUUCUCGAGAAGCCCGGCGUCGUCGGAAACCGGAGCCAUCCCUUGCUCUACAAAAGCUAUCGACGCGCCGUGGUUCGUCAUUCUUUUCCUCCUUUUGUAUAUCUUCUUUUUGCCUCUUUGUAAUAGUGCUUCAAGUAGUGAUGAUCUUGAAAAAAUACAAGUUCGAGUUCAAAUUCAUUCAGUAUUCAGAAAAGUCACUGAAUCAUAAAUUAAAUGAAAAGUUGAUCGUCGAUUCGCGGGAUUGCGUGGACCGAGAAUAACUCGUAGAUUAUCUUGGUUUUUUUCAGAUUGUUAGGAAGUUGAAAUUCCAGGCGAUCAGCUUCUUCUUGUAUCUAUUGUGGGAACAUAAUAACAGUUCGAAAACCCUUGAUGAGAUUUAAGUGUCUUUUUCGAAGAUUCCUACUUUCCUACUCCUUCAAAAACUCAGCAUGACUUUUUUUUGAUUGUUCUAUAUUAUUUUGAAAAGUUUCGAUGAGGCGUUUUUUCAAUCUUGCAAUAAAGAUGCUUUUUGGAAAUCCUUCACAAGUUUCUGCUCUUCCUCUUGUUUUGCUUUUUUUAUAAUAUUUGCUCAGACCAUUUUUUUUUCUUUCAACAUUUUAAGUAAUUGGAAAAUCAGAACAUUGUAAAAAAUAAUCUUGAAGUUCAAAAUUAUCGUGAUGAUUUGGUGAUUUUUUUCGAACUGUAACUUCAUAUUUCACAAAAGCAGUAGUAGACAACAAGCUGUGUAUCUCUUUCCAUAAUAAGAAAAAGGAGAAGAAACACUUUGAUUAUCAAAAAUGGUUUUACUAGUUUCAAGGUCCUCUCUGCGCCUAGUUUUUCGACCUCAAUAAAUCGCUCGUUUGCAGGGUACCAAAAUCACCUUUCCAUUCCCAUUUUACGGUCAUCGCAUGACCAACUUGACUAUCGCCACUGGAGGUUCAUUUUUCCAUCCGUUUCGAUCUUUAUUUCAAUAUUUCAGGCUUCAUUUAUAUUGGCGACCAAACGCAUAAUUGGCUGGCCGCCACGCAGUACAUUGCCCCUUUGAUGGCGAAUUUCCACACAUAUCUCAACGUUGGUUCAUUUCAUUCAAGCUUUUUUUUCACGGAAACUGUCUAGAAUUCGAAUAUCAUCUACGUCGACGACGGCAAGAUGUUCGUUGUCGAGUGGCGACGGGUUCAACUUCGCGAAGAAGCUCAAAAUAGUUUGAACUUCUCUUUUUCUUCCGCAUUGAUCAGUCUUUUCAGAUACGUUCUCUUUCCAAGUCAUUCUUCAUAAAAACGGAGACAUCGUCUUCGCUUACAAAGAUGUGAGGCCAUUUUUUGAUCAUAUACUACGUUUUUCGCGACUUCAAAUGCUGUUUUUCUCUGAUUUCUCCUCGUUUCUCGGCAACUCUCUCAUGAUUAUCUGUUAUUUUUAUGUUUCUCUGACCUCGCCAGUGAGGGAACAGAGAGACGCAGACGCUCGAAAACUUCGCGGCCAAUGGCCUAUAUGUUAUUAAAAUCAAGAGUUGAAGUCACAAUCAAGUUGUUUUUUGAUUAUAUUUAUACUUUACUCCAUUUUUCAAUAUUCAAAGAAAUUCUUACCCAAGGUCUCAUUUAGAACUGCAAUCUGUCUUUUUUUUCCAAAUUUAUAUGAUCUAUUAAUUUUUUAAAAGCUCCAAUUUAAAAAUCACAUUAUUGACGUUCCCUCUAACCAGUGGUAAAAAAAUUUCAAAAAAAAAACUGUAAGAGUGCCAUUUUCGAAUAAUUUAGUGGGUUUUAUUAACAGGAAACGUGAGCUGACCCCAAAAAUACAAGAAAAUUGAAUUUGCUCCAAAAAUGCUACCGCUUGCAAACCAUUGUAAAAAAAAGCCUCCUUUCAACCCAGAAAAAUGGAUUAUAUACGGAAAAUAAAAAUCCUGAAUGUGGUCAGGUGCCGAUGGACGUGGCGAAUAUCAGCGACGCGAAUCACCCGGUGAAGCUGGGAAUUUCGGACGCCUACCUCUUCCAACAUCCCGCCGACGCUCAUGGAAUGGGCCAGCCGAAACGCGUCAUCUACGAGUAUCAUCGGGUCGAAGUGCCACUCACAAAAGUCACGUCCAACUCCGUCGUCAUCCUCGAGGCUCAGCCCAGUUGGUCUUUCGCCUUUCAAUCCAAUCAGAUCCGUUUCGAUGAGACACAGACUUUUUUGUGUCGCAGAUUGCCGAGUAGAAACGAAUGGCUCUUUUGGCCUCACCCAAUAAAAUCCCUCUUUUGGCAAAAAAAUGUUUUCUUCUAGUUUCUAUCAUUUAACUUUUUCUGAAGAGCUAAUUGAAACAAAAAUGUCUUUGAAAAACUUCAGAAAUUCAGUCAAGCUCAACGUUAAUUUGAGAAAAAAAUAUAUCUUUUUUCACUCUCUGAAGUCUAUUAUGAAUUUCGCGUAAUCACUUUGAACACGGCAUCAACUUCUAUAGCUUUUGAAAGCUAAUUUUGAAAUUUAUUGAAAAAGCGGUUCCUAAGAAUAGGUGUUGUAAGAUCCAAAAAAAUUUACUUUUUUUUGUUUGGCUUUUGUUAGCUUUUCUUCCUUAAGCCUUAUUUUCUUUUUUCUUUUUUUACCUUUCAACCUUCUCUGAUGUUCAUUUUUCCGUUAUUAGUGGAAAACUUUGCAGCGUGCAUCCUGAUCGAUAACUGUGAACAGUGUUCGAAUGCCACACUCAAACACUUCAACUGCACGUGGUGUCAUUCCAAGAAGAAGAAUGGCGGUCCGUUUUGCACCGACGACGCCGGGUACAGCAGUUUCGAAAAGUUGUUUGAUCAAAUCCGAUGAUUUUGAAGCUUGCAUCGACGGAGGCAACAUUGGGUCGAAGGAAACUGCAAGGAUCGGAGCAGAAGUUUGUAUUGCGACGGAAAGGACGAAGACGAGGUCGACGACGACGACAAGUUUGUUCUCUUUUUUUUUGGAGCAUCGAGAAAAAAAAAACUCGUAUCAAGUUUUCUAAUUCGAUAAAUGGUCUUGUUCAGGUCGGGAUCUUCUGAAUCUGGGUCUCCGUCUCAGCCAGACGUUGUUGUUCUUCCAGAUGCCUCAAGCAAAAAUAAAGGUGAAUCUUUCGUUUCAAGUUUCAUUCAAAAAAAAAAAAUGGGUCACUUCGUUACUUUCUUGAAGUUUUAAUUUUUUAUUCGGGAAAAUAAAAAAAGCAUGGUUGCAAAGUAAGGGCUAAAAUGCAAGGUUUCAGAACUCACUGAGAUUUUUUUAGUGCAUCAUGUACUUUAUCAAAAUAAAAAUUUUCCGCCUUCUAGCUGGGUACAUAAUGACACAAAACCUUUUUAUCUGCAAAAAUGUCUUCAAAUUUUGAGGCAUCGUAAUUUUACUGAUACGUUCUUGGUGAAAAAAAUCAUAUUACUAUAACAAUCUAACAGGUAAUAUCAGUGAAUAAUGAACCUGAAUGGUGAAAAAGAAUUAUAUAAACUUGUAUUUUUUUGCAUCGCCCUUGUUAAUGUAUCAUUUCAAAAAAAUAACACCAUAGAUAAUCGUUUUUCUCAAGAAUUUUUCAAGCGCAAUAUUUUUUUGUUCAAUAGUUCAAAAGAAGAAUUACACCAUAGAUAAAAAUUUUUCUCAAGAAUUUUUCAAGCGCAAUAUUUUUUGUUCAAUAGUUCAAAAGAAGAAGUUAAUAACUUGCAGCUUCGGCGAGCAGCGGCUCGGCCUACGCCUUCUCCGUCAUCAUGCUCCUGCUAGUCUUUCUGUUCGUCGGCUGGCUGGCCUACGCCUACUAUUAUCCGCACACGACCAGCGGCCAAAUGCUAAUCAAGGUACACGAGUUUUUAGUCAACAUUAUUAUAUUUUUUCUGUUCAUCGAUUAAAGGUUAGUAUAGUCGAAAAUAAUGAUUUGCGUGUAAAAAUAAUAAUCACAUUUAUGGGGCUAAAAGAUUUUUUCGACCCAUUUAUUUUUCUUCGAAAUUCAAUAGGCUGUCCUAGAAACUUUACUAAAAUAAACUUUUGGAAAAAAUAUUGAAUUGAAGUUCUGUCGCUCAAGGGACUUAAAAAGAAGCAUAUAAAUUUGGAGCGCACGAGCUUUUUGGCAUUUAUUUUUGAGUGAAUUUCUACUUUUUAAAUUUAAUUUAAAUUUAUGAUUGUCCGUAUUCAUAUAUGAAAAAAUUCCUCAAAAAGUCACGUCAUCGAUUCUGUUGCCCAGAAAAGGAUAACCAUUUUUUGCAGUACCGCCCGUCUCGGUGGCACGUUCCGAGCUCCCAUGUCCGGUACAGUGCUUCUGUGCACAUGUGA
Molecule: messenger RNA, 5643 nt
Organism: Caenorhabditis auriculariae
Lineage: Eukaryota; Metazoa; Nematoda; Chromadorea; Rhabditida; Rhabditidae
Source: the annotation of a GenBank genome assembly